CUCCCAAGUCCCCGCCGGGCGGGCGCGCGCCAGUGGUGCACGGCUGACGCGGCCCGGGCGGCGGGGCGGGGGCUUGGGACCCCCGGGCGGGGCGGGGACUCCGCGGCUCCUCGCUGCCGGGCUCGGCCUGGAGGGUGGGUCGGCGAGCCGGACGCGGGUCUUCCCCGGGCGCGGGCGCAGGUGGCCGAGGCGCGGGACUCCGGACACCCCGCGGAGCCCCAAGGCCCGGGAGCCGCGGCGCUCGGCGAGUUGAUCCGGGAUCGGGAGCGGCUCCGGCAGCUCCAUGUCUCGGGCCGCCGAGGCCCCGCCGGCCGUCUGGGCAGCAGUCCGGGGAGGCCUGGCGGGCGGCGCGGAGGCGGCGGCUGCAGGCGCCGGGGCGCAGUAGCGGACGGGGUGGGCGCGCGGCCAGGCGCCUCCCCGGCCCCCGCGACCCAACUCCGCCCGGGCCGGAGUAAGUUGCUGCCGCCGGCGGAGAGCGGGGCUGCGAAGCCACCGGGGCGCCAUGCCGGCGGUCAAGAAGGAGUUCCCGGGCCGCGAGGACCUGGCCCUGGCUCUGGCCACGUUCCACCCGACCCUGGCCGCGCUGCCGCUGCCGCCGCUGCCGGGCUACCUGGCGCCACUGCCCGCGGCGGCGGCCCUCCCCCCGGCCGCCUCUUUGCCCGCCUCGGCCGCCGGCUACGAGGCUCUGCUGGCCCCGCCGCUCCGCCCCCCGCGCGCCUACCUCAGCCUGCACGAGGCCGCCCCGCACUUGCACCUGCCCAGGGACCCGCUGGCCCUCGAGCGCUUCUCGGCCACCGCGGCCGCGGCCCCGGAUUUCCAGCCGCUGCUGGACAACGGCGAGCCGUGCAUCGAGGUGGAGUGCGGCGCCAACCGCGCGCUGCUCUACGUGCGCAAACUCUGCCAGGGCAGCAAGGGCCCGUCCAUCCGCCACCGCGGCGAGUGGCUCACGCCCAACGAGUUCCAGUUCGUCAGCGGCCGCGAGACGGCCAAGGACUGGAAGCGCAGCAUCCGCCACAAAGGGAAGAGUCUGAAGACGCUUAUGUCCAAGGGGAUCCUGCAGGUGCAUCCUCCGAUCUGCGACUGCCCGGGCUGCCGAAUCUCCUCCCCGGUGAACCGGGGGCGGCUGGCAGACAAGAGGACAGUCGCCCUGCCUGCUGCCCGGAGCCUGAAGAAGGAGCGGACUCCCAGCUUCUCUGCCAGCGAUGGUGACAGCGACGGGAGUGGUCCCACCUGUGGGCGGCGGCCAGGCUUGAAGCAGGAGGAUGGCCCGCACAUCCGUAUCAUGAAGAGAAGAGUCCACACCCACUGGGACCUGAACAUCUCUUUCCGAGAGACGUCCUGCAGCCAGGACGGCAACCUUCCCACCCUCAUAUCCAGCAUCCACCGCAGCCGCCACCUCGUGAUGCCCGAGCAUCAGAGCCGCUGUGAAUUCCAGAGAGGCAGCCUGGAGAUCGGCCUGGGACCUGCAGGUGACCUGUUGGGCAAGAGGCUGGGCCGCUCCCCCCAUAUCAGCAGCGACUGCUCUUCGGAGAAGAGGGCACGAAGCGAAUCCCCCCAAGUGCCUGGAGAAGCCUCUCACCCCGGGUCCUCCCCAGUAGAAGCACUGCUGCUGCCGCCAGAGCUGGGGCCCAACAUGGCCCCGGAGGACCACUACCGUCGGCUCGUGUCGGCACUGAGCGAGGCCAGCACCUUUGAGGACCCUCAGCGCCUCUACCACCUGGGCCUCCCCAGCCACGGGUCACUCCGGGAUGCAGUCGGACCUCCCGCCCGCUGCACUCAGCCUCCCAGGCCCCAGCCGCCCGCCUGGCAGGGCAGCUUGGCUUUUCGGGCUAGAGAUCUCCUGAGGGUCCGGCAGGAGGUGGCAGCUUCAGCUCUGAGGGGCCCCAGUGGCCUGGAAGCCCACCUGCCCUCCUCCGCGGCAGGUCAGCGUCGGAAGCAGGGCCUGGCUCAGCACCGGGAGGGCGCCGCCCCAGCUGUCGCCCCGUCCUUCUCGGAGAGGGAGCUGCCGCAGCCGCCCCCCUUGCUGUCGCCCCAGAAUGCCCCUCACAUCGCCCUGGGCCCCCACCUCAGGCCCCCCUUCCUGGGGGUGCCCUCGGCUCUGUGCCAGACCCCAGGCUACGGCUUCCUGCCCCCAGCCCAGGCGGAGAUGUUCGCCCGGCAGCAGGAGCUCCUGCGGAAGCAAAACCUGGCCCGGCUGGAGCUGCCCGCCGACCUCCUGCGGCAGAAGGAGCUGGAGGGCGUGCGCCCACAGCUGCUGGCGCCCGAGGCCGCCCUGCGCCCCAACGACGGCGCCGAGGAGCUGCAGCGGCGCGGGGCCCUGCUGUUGCUGAACCACGGCGCGGCGCCAUUGCUGGCCCUGCCCCCCCAGGGGCCCCCGGGCUCCGGACCCCCCACCCCGUCCCGGGACUCUGCCCGGCGAGCCCCCCGGAAAGGGGGUCCCGGCUCUGCCUCGGCCCGGCCCAGCGAGUCCAAAGAGAUGACGGGGGCUAGGCUCUGGGCACAAGAUGGCUUGGAGGACGAGCCGCCCAAAGACUCGGACGGAGAGGACCCCGAGGCGGCAGCUGCUGGGUGCCGGGGGCCCACUCCGGGCCAAGCUCCAGCUGGAGGGGCCGGCGCCGAGGGGAAGGGGCUUUUCUCAGGGUCCACACUGCCCCCUCCGCUGCCCCUGGGCUUCCCCUAUGCCGUCAGCCCCUACUUUCACACAGGCGCUGUAGGGGGACUCUCCGUGGAUGGGGAGGAGGCCCCAGCCCCCGAGGACGUCAGCAAAUGGACCGUGGAUGAUGUCUGCAACUUCGUGGGGGGCCUGUCUGGCUGCGGAGAGUACACUCGGGUCUUCAGGGAGCAGGGGAUCGACGGGGAGACCCUUCCACUGCUGACGGAGGAGCACCUGCUGAGCACCAUGGGGCUGAAGCUGGGGCCCGCCCUUAAGAUCCGGGCCCAGGUGAGCUGCAGGGGAGUGAGGUCAGGCUCUCCAGACCACAGCUGGGCAGAAAGCUCUGGGUGGGUGUGCGCCAGCCCCCACCAGGCCCUCUCUCUGCAGGUGGCCAGGCGCCUGGGCCGAGUCUUCUACAUGGCCAGCUUCCCUGUGGCUCUGCCACUGCAGCCACCAACCCUGCGGGCCCCAGAGCGAGAACUCGGCACGGGAGAGCAGCCCUUGUCCCCCAAGACAGCCACGUCCCCCUAUGGAGGGGGCCACACCCUUGCUGGUCGAGCUUCACCCAAGCAGGAGAAUGGGACUUUGGCUCUACUUCCAGGGGCCCCUGACCCUUCCCAGCCUCUGUGUUGAGGUGGCCGGGGGUACAGGGUGGGGCCACACAAAUCUGCAGGAGCCACCACUACAAUGGCCCUGCCUCCCACAGCUUUAUUUCUUUUGGUUUUGGAUGCAAAACAAAAAAUUUUGAAGGAAAAUGUGACUUCAAAGGAAAGGAGGAAAUUUCCAAAGACUUGGGGGAGUGAAUGUAGAGCCUGGUGCGGCCGAGGUCUGCAGAUGGAGGGCAGAGGUGGUGGAAGGCGCCAGGGGUCUGCAGGCCUCCCCCUGGAACUAGGACUGGUCUAGUCUCCUGACAUCAGGGUCAUUGUCUCCCCCGCAGAGCUGACUUCAGCCCAGAGCUGUGGGGCUUCAGCAGCCACGCCACCCCAGCACAGCUCUCAGUCCGUUUGGUCUUCCAUGCUGAAAAAUAAAUAAAGCCUG
Molecule: messenger RNA, 3691 nt
Organism: Chlorocebus sabaeus (green monkey)
Lineage: Eukaryota; Metazoa; Chordata; Mammalia; Primates; Cercopithecidae
Source: RefSeq, a predicted model, not a curated record